GCAAGCCACUGGCCACUGGCCACCACCCGAUCAGGAAUUGUACAAAAAUCGUACUAUAACCAAGCGUCGUACGUGCAGGUGCAGGAAUUUCGCUCAGGAGCAGAGAGAGAGAGACGAGAAGAGAAGAGAAGAGAGAGAUUUACAGGUGCGCCCAAGGUUUGGUUCACCAUGUCGCCCCGCCGUGCGCGGCUGCGCCCGGGCUCCUGUGGAUCCCGAUUCGCGGCGAUCCACGACGCACUGGUGCGCAGGACACGGCGGCGCCAUCGGCAUCGGCAUCGGCUGCCCGCAGGUAGUGGGUCGAAGGCUUCAUCAACUGAAACAAAUGGUGCAACCUGCAAACAAGGUGAAAGCACGCAAAAUAUGAGACAAGAACUUGGUCUGGAGGAACUCCCAGAGGACAUCAUACAUCAUAUACAUUCUCUCUUGCCAGUACAUGAUGCUGCUCAUGCUGCCUGUGUGUCCCGUAGGUUUCGGCGUUCCUGGAGAAGCUAUUCCAGCCUCAUACUCAGUGAGCGUACACUUGGUUUCGACAGAAAAAAUGAGGAAUGGAAAACCCUUCUCAUUGACAAAGUUGACAAAAUUCUUACAAACCAUUAUCACAAUGGGGUGAAGGUGAAGACACUUAAACUUGAUAUUGGCCCUUGCAGAGAUAUCAAAGCCUCCUACCUCGACAGGUGGCUCCGAAUCAUUAAACCUGGGAUCCAAGAAUUUAGCUUGCUGUUGCCUUUAGUCGUCAAGAAAAUCUACAGCUUCCCGUGUUCAGUUUUAUCUAAUGAGGCAGCAGCAAGUUCAAUUCAGUCUCUUAGCCUCUUUGGUUGUGCUUUUCAUCACACAUCAGUACUUGGGCAGUUGAGAAAAUUGAAAAGUUUGAGUCUGUGUUAUGUCCAAGUUACUGAGGAUGGAUUAGGGCACUUGCUGUCUAAAUCUUCCAUCCUGGAGUGGCUAGAGAUUGAAGCAUGUAGUGGGAUAGUUUGCUUGAAAAUACCUUGUACGCUGCAGCAGCUCAAGUUCCUCAGUGUUAAAAAAUGCGAGAUGGUGCGGGUGGUAGAGAUAGAUGCUCCGCGUCUUUGCUCUUUUCACUAUUGGGGGACACCGGUCAUCCAUGUCCAAAAUUCUUCGCAACUUAGGAACGUAGAUAUUUCACCUGUCAACCAGUCUGGUAUUCUCUCUUAUGCUCGAUUUAGCCUUCCGUCCAUCGCGCACAAUGUUGAGAGCCUCACCCUGCACAGCGGUCGUAGUGAGAAUGCCAACACUCCGAUGCUGCCGUCCAAGCUCCCCCACCUCAAGAACUUGAAAAUUUCACUCCUUGAACCCUGGUUAUCCCCGAACUAUGAUGUCUUCUCUCUGGUUUCUUUUCUUGAUGCUUCUCCUGCCUUGGAAUCUUUCAUCCUACGCGUAGAGGAGAAUGCUAUGGUGCAUGAUCCUGUUGUUGGAGACGACACUGAAUACCGGAGGAAGAAUCUGGAUUUUCGGAAUGACAGUCUCAGGAAGGUGAUGAUCACGGGCUUCUGUUCUGCCAAGAGCCUGGUUGAGCUCACAAUUCACAUCCUCGAGACAACACAUUCACUUGAGCGCUUAACGCUGGACACAACCUAUGGCUACGAUAGGAUGACUUGUAACAUUGGCAAAUUGCCAACCGCAAGAAUGAUUGGCAAAUGUUCAUCAUUGAGCAAGAGAGCUCUCGAGGAAGCUCAUAGAGCCGUGGAGACAGCGGAUAGAUACAUCAAGGGAAGAGUUCCCUCGGCUGUUCAAUUCGAGGUUCUGGGGCCCUGUCCUCGAUGCCAUAUUGGAAAGUAGGUAGAUCAUGGCUGUGUGCAUCGCUUGAUGCACAGGCCCGAGGUAGUCCUCCUUUUCGAGAAAAAGGUACCAGUGGAUCAAUGACGUGGUAUGUUGGUAUCUUGGUAGCAAUAGAUACUGAUUGGUGUGUCUAUUAAUUUUGUUGCUGUGAACAAUAAGAGAUUUAUUGGCCAGGCUUUUGUUCAACUCCGGAAGUGGGACUCUGUGUUAUAUUGAGUUAUAUGUUCAUAUAGAGAUAUUAUAAGUUGUGUUAAUACAAUAUUAAGAGAUUAUUUGCAGCUAUUUUAA
Triticum urartu is the source of this 2085-nucleotide messenger RNA. RefSeq lists its product as uncharacterized. Gene Ontology annotation, molecular function: protein binding. The record is from RefSeq and is a predicted model, not a curated record. Lineage: Eukaryota; Viridiplantae; Streptophyta; Magnoliopsida; Poales; Poaceae.